Molecule: messenger RNA, 1484 nt
Organism: Chara braunii
Lineage: Eukaryota; Viridiplantae; Streptophyta; Charophyceae; Charales; Characeae
Source: the annotation of a GenBank genome assembly
CCACAUGACGUCAAUGCGUAUGCAGGCCAAAAGCUCGACGAGCUCUACGACAACAAAAUAUUGGAAUUUCGAGCGCCUUUCUACACACUUGAAAUGGCACCAUCUCGUUGCAUUGAUUGGCGCAUGCCUCAACCUCCGGCCGGUGGUCAGCAUCCGGGAGGUGGUGGAGAAGGUGAUGGAGGAGACGGCUCAGGAUCUGGUGGAGGAGGUGACGGAGGAGACGGCUCAGGAUCUGGUGCUGACAAAGCAGAGCGGAAGAGGUCGGGCGAAGAGGGUUCUGGAGAAAAGCGAUCUGCCGGAAAGUGGUCAGGUGAAACGUUGUCGGAAUCAAAGGGCUCCGAUGGAAAAGGGUCCGGCGGAAAAGGGUCUCGCGGAAAGGGGUCAGCCGGAAAGGGGUCAGGUAGAAAGGGGUCGAGCGGAAAGCGUAGAGUUUUCGGGAGUCACGAGUCUAGGGGAAUUGAAAGCCACUGCGAAGGGAGUCGAGAUUCCUACAUGCGAGACGAGGCCGCUCUGAGGUCUCAUCAAGUGCGAGUAGAUUCGCACUUGUCUGCGAGGACGUUGUUUUGUAAUGUCGAGGAGAGUCCGUGCCCGAGUACGCAGUCGGCGUAUCUUGUGGACAACACCUUACUCAUUCACCUCUUGGAAGAAGGCGAACGUGUGCAGCAUACGGCAACCUCUCUUGAGCAGCAAAACCAUUCGUUACCAGGAACUGCGUCUUCGUUUUGCCUGGAUGCCGGGAUGCCCGCAUUGCGAAGGAGCGAAGGUGUCAGCGCCAAGCAAGAGUACAGCAACUCCGUGGGAAGAGGAACUCUCACAGGAAACGCAUGUUGUGCAGUGGGAAGAGGAGACUCAACACUGGCCGCCUCGCAUAGUGCUGGAGGGCUCGAUGCAGGAGUGUUGGAGACCGGGGCUAGUGAGCAUCAAUGUCGUGCUUCGGGGGGUGCGUCCGUCGAUUUUGAGAGCAAGAGUACAACAGCUCCGUGGGAAGUCGAGCUCUCACAGGAAGCGUAUGUUGUGCAGCGGGAAGAGGAGACACAACACUGGCAGCCUCACAAAUUGUUUGAGGGGCUCGAUGCAGGAGUGUUGGAGACUGGGGCUAGCCAGCAUCACUAUCAUGCUUCGGAGGGUGCGAAUGUCGAUUUUGAGAGCAAGAGUACAGCAGCUCCGGGGGAAGUUGAGCUCUCACAGGAAGCACAUGUUGUGCAACGGGAAGAGGAGACUCAGCACUGGCAGCCUCGCAAAGUGUUUGAGGGGCUCGAUGCAGGAGUGUCGGAGACCGGGGCUAGCCAGCAUCACUAUCAUGCUUCAGAGGGUGCUUCUGUUGAUUUUGAGAGCAAGACUACAGCAACUCCGGGGGAAGAGGAGCUCUCACAAGAAGCGCAUGUUGUGCAGCGGGUUGAGAAGCUUCUCUAGGGCUCAUCGGGAUAUACCAUCAACAUUGGGGACACCGAAGAGGUUAUGCACAGUGGGUCGCCACUAACGAC